Molecule: messenger RNA, 1188 nt
Organism: Eurytemora carolleeae
Lineage: Eukaryota; Metazoa; Arthropoda; Copepoda; Calanoida; Temoridae
Gene: Mettl14
Product: N6-adenosine-methyltransferase non-catalytic subunit
Exons: 5
Coding region: 1-1140 (379 amino acids)
Cellular component (GO): nucleus; RNA N6-methyladenosine methyltransferase complex
Molecular function (GO): mRNA binding
Source: RefSeq, a predicted model, not a curated record
AUGUAUGAUUACGUCUUAGGGGUGGAAAAUCUGUCGGAAGCGUUUGGCUCUGAUAAACACAUCAAACUUGAUAAGAGUAAGGAAGAUAGAAAUGAGCCGGGCGAUGAUGAAGGAAAAGUGUUAGAGAAGAAAGGAGUUCAGGAACAGGAGUUUAGAGACUCAACAGCGUUCUUAAAGGGAACACAAUCUCUCAACCCGCACAACGACUACAGUCAGAACUUCGUAGAUACAGGACAGCGACCACAAAACUUUAUCCGGGAUACAGGACUUACAGGACGGUUCGAAGAGUAUCCUAAACUCCAGGAGUUAAUACGUCUUAAAGACGAAUUGAUCGAAAGGACGGCUCAUCCCCCCAUGUACCUAAAAUGUGACCUAGAAACCUAUGACCUGAAACAAUUAAAUGCAAAGUUUGACGUGAUACUGAUCGAGCCCCCGCUAGAGGAGUAUAGCAGAACCUACGGGGUAACCAAUACCAAGUUCUGGGAUUGGGACAAGAUCAUGGCCCUGGAUAUUGUUGAGGUUUCAGCUCCACGUAGUUUUGUAUUCCUAUGGUGUGGUUCUAGUGAUGGUUUGGAUCUAGGGAGACUCUGUUUACAAAACUGGGGCUUUAGAAGAUGCGAGGAUAUCUGUUGGAUUAGAACUAAUGCCAAAAAUAAAGGUCAGCAUUCCUUGGUGGAACCUAGAGCAUCCUUAACUAGAACUAAAGAGCAUUGUCUCAUGGGAAUUAAGGGCACGGUUAGGAGAUCUACGGAUGGAGAUUUUAUCCACGCCAAUGUUGACAUAGAUCUCAUCAUAGACGAGGAACCUGAGCAGGGUUGUAUGGAUAAACCAAUCGAGAUGUUCCACAUUGCGGAACAUUUCUGUCUCGGAAAACGUCGGCUUCAUGUUUUUGGUCGCGACUCAUCAAUUCGUCCAGGUUGGUUAACGAUAGGACCUGAUCUCUCUAACAGUAAUUACGACUGGAACCAACAUCAGUCCUUCUUCAGUGAUGGAAUAACCACUGGUUGCACAGAGCGUAUUGAACAACUCCGACCCAAAUCUCCGCCACCUAAGUCUGGUGGGCGUGGCGGUGGUCGGGGCGGCGGAGGAGGGAAGAAGAGAGGCGGUAGAGAUGGUAGAUCAAGGGGCGGAAGACUUUGAUUGUAUGUCCUUUUGAUAAUUGUUGAUGUUAGUGGAAAUACUUUCAGA